AAUAAUUGGGUUAAGUCCUUGCAACCUAAGAUAGAAAGAUCCUCUUUUUAGCCGUUUCAAAUGUAAAUUAGAUUUUUUUUACCAUCUGCCUGAAUAAAUCGCCUGUGUUAAAUCGGGGAAAUUUACAUAUAUAAAGGGAAAGGGGAGAAAGAGAGAGAGAGAGGAGAGAGGGGGUCCUCAAAGAAUAUGCCCCAAAGCCAAAGCCCAAAGCCUUUGCUUUGAUUUUGCAGAGAGAAUCCAAAGGAUUUCUCAAACAAGAAGGCCAAGAACUCAACUGCUUCCACACACCAGCUUAAAUACAGAUAGAUAAAGAAAGAAAGAAAAAGAAUAGUAUGCAUAGAUACCUCUGAAGGGGAGAGAAACAAAUUUGCUAGUUUCUUCUCUCUGCUUAUCCAACACACAUUGGAGUGUUUUCUAGUCUAAGAAAAGAAAGGAAGGAAGGAAGAAAGAGGAUUUGUAUUUAUUUUAACUGAGGAAAUUGCUCCUUUUGGGGGUUUGCAUCCAACGAUAUGCUGGAAAACCGGGCUUGUUUGGUGUCGAGGGACUAUUCACGUAGUUGUGAGCGAAACGCCAGUUGGCCUUUCGUGAGUUUGAGGUUGGAGAAGGCUGAGAUUCCGCAGACAAAGCGGCCACUAAGCGAUAUAAAUAGAGGUGAAGAGAUUGAAGUUGGUGUUGUGAAGUUUCCUAAACUAUCCACUGAUCAAAUGGAUUCUACUUCACCGAUCGGUGGGAUGGUAACCGCUGCCCUGGCUCAAUCUGCCUCGGAGUCUAGGAGUAGGCGGCACGCAGGUGAUAAUUCUAACAUGACUUCAUUAAUUGGUGCCAUUGGUCGCGACCUCUCCAUUAGUUGUCUGAUCAAGUGCUCGAGAGCUGAUUAUGGGGCGAUUGCAUCCUUGAAUCGGAGCUUUCAGUUGCUUAUUAGAACCGGGGAGCUGUAUCGACUGAGGAGGCAGAAUAAGGUGGUUGAGCAUUGGGUCUACCUGUCGUGCCAGCUCUUGGAAUGGGAGGCGUUCGACCCUAGCCGUCGCAGGUGGAUGCGCUUGCCAAGGAUGGACCCUAACGAUUGUUUCGUGUUCGCAGAUAAGGAAUCUCUGGCGGUUGGAACUGAGCUUCUUGUUUUCGGGAGGGAUCUCAUGUCCCACGUGAUUUACCGUUACAGCUUGCUAACAAACACGUGGACUACAGGGAUGAGAAUGAACGCGCCUCGUUGCUUGUUCGGGUCUGCCAGCCUCGGGGAGAUCGCCAUCUUGGCCGGUGGUUGCGACUUGAAUGGCAGCGUCCUCAAAUCAGCGGAGCUCUACAACUCCGAGUCGGGGACGUGGACAACGCUCCCGAGCAUGCACAAACCGAGGAAGAUGUGCUCUGGGGUGUUCCUCGACGGGAAAUUUUACGUCGUCGGAGGGAUCGGAGGAGCGGACAACGCCCUUCUCACAUGCGGAGAGGAGUACGACUUGGCUACUCAAACCUGGACUGAAAUACCUAACAUGUCCCCGGUGCGUACGGGUGCGGCAAGAGAUAACGAGCCACCUGUUACAUCCGAGGCGCCACCAUUGAUCGCUGUUGUAAAUAAUCAGUUAUACGCUGCGGACUAUGCGGAUAUGGAAGUUCGGAAAUAUGAUAAAGAUAACAGGGCAUGGGUGACGGUAGGGCGACUGCCUGAACGCGCUGAUUCAAUGUACGGGUGGGGUUUGGCAUUUAGGGCGUGUGGUGAUCGGCUUAUGGUUAUUGGGGGGCCGAGGAAUGCUGGUGAAGGAUUCAUCGAGGUGAAUUCGUGGAUUCCGAGUGAAGGUCCACCAGAGUGGCAUUUGCUUGAUAGGAAGAGGUCUGGCAGUUUUGUGUAUAAUUGUGCUGUAAUGGGGUGUUGAAAAGUUACGAUCGAUCGACUCUGGGGACUCUUGUGCUUGGAACGGGCGAGCUGCAUCCACGGCUAAUGGGGUAAUUUAUCAAAAGUUUUAAUUUGGUUUCUGUUUUACUUCUUUUGAAUGGGAGGAGGAUAGGAUGGAUUAUCAUUAUCAGAUUUACUCAAGAUUCAAUUGAAUGUUUUCUCUGGAAAAGUCCUUCAUUAUUACUGUUUCUCUUCUUUGUUCCAUUUUUUUCUUACUUACUUUGUAUGAUCUUCUCCCAUCAAAUAACAUGAUUUUUCACAUAUCAAAACAUUUUCUCAUUCUCUUCA
Messenger RNA from Salvia splendens (bonfire salvia), 2173 nucleotides. Its product is annotated as F-box/kelch-repeat protein SKIP11. The transcript has 2 exons. Lineage: Eukaryota; Viridiplantae; Streptophyta; Magnoliopsida; Lamiales; Lamiaceae. Gene Ontology annotation, cellular component: nucleus. The record is from RefSeq and is a predicted model, not a curated record. Gene Ontology annotation, molecular function: protein binding. Bases 510 to 1865 code for a protein of 451 amino acids.